GUUGACGUAUGUUACGUCUGGCCUGAAUUGCCGGCGGCAAUAAAUUUUGAAAAAUUAAAGAUAUUUGACGUGUUUCUAAGAUUGAGAGUGGAAUUCUCAUGGCUGUUCACACCUGUACCGCAUUGGCACCUGUAAAUAUUGCUGUGAUCAAAUAUUGGGGAAAGAAAAAUGAAGACCUUAUACUGCCAGUAAAUGAUUCCAUUAGUCUCACAUUGUCUAAAAAAAAGAUGUGUGCUAAAACUACAGUUGCUUGUUCGCCAACAUUUGAAAGUGAUAGAAUAUGGUUGAAUGGAAUAGAACAAGACUUUCAAAGCCCACGAAUUCAAAAUUGUAUCCGUGAAAUUAAGCGCCUGGCAAGAAAGAAAGACUACUUGAGCUAUCACUUGCAUAUUUGUUCGGAAAAUAAUUUCCCAACCGCUGCUGGGCUGGCAUCAUCUGCUGCGGGAUUUGCUUGUUUAGUUAAAGCACUUGCUGUUCUGUAUGAUGUAGAUGAUGAAUUGUCUAAAAUAGCAAGACAAGGAUCUGGAAGUGCAUGCCGAAGUAUCUAUGGUGGUUUCGUGCAAUGGUUGUCUGGAAAUCAAAAUGAUGGAUCUGAUUCCAUAGCAAAACAGAUUGCUCCUAAAGAACAUUGGCCGGAAAUGAGAGUUAUGAUUCUAGUUGUUAAUUCUAAGAAAAAAGGAACCAGCAGUACUAAUGGCAUGAGAAAUAGUGUUUUAACCAGCAGUUUGUUGAAACACAGAGUAACUGAAGUAGUUCCUCAACGUGUUCAGACUUUGAAUUCUGCAAUUCUGCAAAAAAAUUUUCAAACGUUUGCUGAAAUUGCUAUGAAAGAAAGUAAUCAGUUUCAUGCAAUAUGCCUUGAUACUUAUCCACCAAUUCAUUAUUUGAACUCCACAUCUUUCAUGAUAAUAGAACUAGUCCAUGCUUAUAAUGAGUUAUAUAAGAAAAACAAGCUUGCAUAUACAUUUGAUGCUGGUUGCAAUGCUUUCUUAUUUAUGUUAGAAGAAGAUGUACCUGAAAUAUGUGCCCUCAUAAAAGCUGCAUUUCCUCCAAUAGAUGACAAUGGGAACUUUAUUAAAGGAUUCAUAGAUUCCAGCUUUGAAGUACCACUUGACACUUUCAAAAAACUGAACAUUGCUCCUCAUCCUGGAUUAUUGCAACAUGUUAUUUAUACCCAGGUUGGUAGUGGUCCAGCAAUAAUUAGUGAGCAUUUAUUGAAUGAAAAAGGACUGCCUUUGUAAAAAAUAUCUUUGAAGCAAAGUGUUUUGCCAACUUGUUAUCUUAUUAAUUUUUAUAACAGUAUUUAUAUUUAUACACCUUUAUAUAUAUAGAUAAGUAUGCUUGUUAAAG
Molecule: messenger RNA, 1350 nt
Organism: Uloborus diversus
Lineage: Eukaryota; Metazoa; Arthropoda; Arachnida; Araneae; Uloboridae
Gene: Mvd
Product: diphosphomevalonate decarboxylase-like
Exons: 13
Coding region: 99-1241 (380 amino acids)
Biological process (GO): isoprenoid biosynthetic process; isopentenyl diphosphate biosynthetic process, mevalonate pathway
Cellular component (GO): cytosol
Molecular function (GO): ATP binding; diphosphomevalonate decarboxylase activity
Source: RefSeq, a predicted model, not a curated record